Molecule: messenger RNA, 498 nt
Organism: Phycomyces blakesleeanus NRRL 1555(-)
Lineage: Eukaryota; Fungi; Mucoromycota; Mucoromycetes; Mucorales; Phycomycetaceae
Exons: 1
Coding region: 218-391 (57 amino acids)
Source: RefSeq, a predicted model, not a curated record
GACAGAGACAGAGACAGAGACAGACAUAGAGAUAGAGAUAGAGAUAGAGAUCAUCGUUCACGCUCAAGUGGUCGCCACCACCGUACUCGUUCGACAAGUCCCGAUAGAGACUCCCGUAGAGAGAGUGGUGUGCGAAGGAAACGUAAUGAAUUUGGAGAGUACGAGCCUUACAAGAGCAGUACAUCAAGCUCAGCUAGUACAAGUCAUCGUCACGACAAUGAAUCUCGUCACAGUUCACGUCGACGGAGCCGUAGUCCCAGACGUUCAAGCCCAGCAGCAGCAACAGCAGGAGGAUCAGGACGUUCGAGCCGUUAUCGAUCACCUGAAAGAUACUCUGACAGACGCCGCAGAUCUUAUUCAAAAGAUCGCUAUUAAAUCACGGGUCCCAUAAAAAAAUACAUCAACAACAACAACAACAACAACAAUAACCAUAACAAUAAAACCUUCUUUUUUCUUCUUCUUCUUCUUCUUCUCUUCAUCAAGUAUUUUGUUAUUUUU